UGGAUCUCGCAAAUCUACGACCAAGACUCGGGCUCGGAGCCGCACUUUCACUAAGAAUGAUUCAUCUAACUCGAAAAAAGGUAAAGGUGAAACCACACCUUCCAAACGGCCGAAGUCAGUCGACUUUUCUAGACCAUCCAGCUCCUCUUCCCGAGGCAUAUCUGCUUCUGUUCUGAGCUCUCUGCAGUAUAUCCGCACUCCAAAAGAUGCAGACGAACCGUCGGAUUUUGUCCACUAUCUUAAGGAAGUUCAGAAGCCGGAAAUAGUUGAAAUUUCCAAAAUACACAAGCUUCGUAUUUUGCUAAGAAAUGAAACUGUGACCUGGGUGACUGAAUUCAUGUCCUGUGGAGGCAUGGACGAGCUCAUCCAACUGCUCUACAGAAUCAUCAAAGUAGAAUGGAGGUGAGUUUUACACGGAUGCCUAUUAUUACUCAUGCAACGAAUACUAAUAUUGUAUCAUAGGGAGGAACAUGAAGAUACCCUCAUGCACGAAGUUCUACUCUGUCUCAAGGCACUAUGCACAACUACUACUGCUCUCAACCAUAUUCGCUCCAUAGAGAGCCACCUUUUCCCUACAUUACUAAACAUGCUUUUCGAUGAUGAAAAGAAAGGCCCUAGCGAAUUCAGCACUCGUGCGAUAAUCAUCAGUUUGCUGUUCACUCUCUUAUCGAAUGCUGGUCCUGGAGAACGCGUGUCUCGUGCCCAUACCAUACUUUCUUAUAUGCGCGAUCCAGCGCCACCAGAGACAGCUCAACCACUGUCGUUCAUUGCAGAUAUCUAUCAGCCACGACCAUAUCGAGUCUGGUGCAAAGAAGUGACCAACGUUACUAAAGAAGUUUUUUGGAUGUUCCUACAUCACUACAACGUUGUCCCGGUCACAACAUCGGAAGAUGGGCCCGUUGACCCAUCUCAGCCCUACUCGGAACGCCACUUCCCUCCACCACACCCCCCUGUCCCUGCAGCCCCAUAUAUUGGAGGUGUCGAAUGGGAAGCCACAAGCUACCUUGCAAUCCAUCUAGAUCUUAUGAAUGGCAUCAUUGCGUCUAUGCCAACGACUGAGGAGCGCAACAAGCUCAGAACUGACCUCAAAGCAUCGGGCUUCGAAAAGGUCAUGGGCAGGAGCCUCCGCACGUGCAAGGAGCAGUUCUACCCCGCUCUCCAUGUUGGCUUGAAGGUUUGGGUUGCUGCAGCAGCAGAGGAUGGCUGGGACUAUCAGUUUGUCCGUGAAGGCCCUCCAAGAGAUGCACCUCCAACCAGCCCCAUCAAGACAGCUGGUAACCAGAGCCCAAAAAAGAAGCCAGGGAUUGUGAGCGAAGCUCCCCCACGCCUAGACUUGAACGUUGGAGUUGCAAGUCCCGAUCAGAGAAAGUCAAGCGGUGAUUGGCUAUGACGUCCUAUCUUUAAAUAUUCUCCUACUUUCCUUCCCCCUUACUUUUUCCCUGUUGUCCGGGCACAUUAUCUCCUCGGAAUGCUACACAACGGCGUUGUCUCCUAACCCCAAGUAUAUUUUUGCAACUCCAUAUUGUGUCCUUCUUCCUGUGCUAGUCAUUUCAAGGCUAUGCUUGACCUACAUGGACAACAUUUCGAUGUGGUAUUUUGGACGAGCCCAUCAAAACAAACGUCAGAUGGGAUAUGAUUAACGACCACCAAUCCUUCCCGCCUUCAUUGGAACGACUUUAUGACCCUUUCUCUAUUCUUUUCCUCUUAAUACUGUUUUGGUAUAUGUUCUAUGGCUCUGGAGUUAUCUUUUCCUUGCAAGAUUGGACCGUACCUCGCAUAGUGCUUGUUAUUUAGCAUUUCUGCCCAUAGCCUUAUAUUACUCUCCAGAUUAUUAUUCUAUUAUUAUUAAUG
Molecule: messenger RNA, 1851 nt
Organism: Trichophyton rubrum CBS 118892
Lineage: Eukaryota; Fungi; Ascomycota; Eurotiomycetes; Onygenales; Arthrodermataceae
Exons: 1
Coding region: 434-1390 (318 amino acids)
Source: RefSeq, a predicted model, not a curated record